AUUUCUUGAUAAAGAUUUCAAAAUAACCGCCAUGCUCUGAACACAUUGUAAGAAACUGCUAUCCAUGACAACGAUUAAACACAAUCGAAAUUUUAUUUGUAUACUAUCGAUAGUGGCUCGAUAGUCUGGCAGCCCUAAUUAAAAUCCAGCAAGAUUUUUUUGUUAAACUCACAUUUAAAAACUUUAUUAAAACCGUAUUAGUAACUUUUUUUGUUGUUAUUAAUAAAAGACGCAACUCUAGUUUGAAACGUGCAUAUGUACAUACGUGUAAGGCGUUAAGUGAAUAACAAACGUAGACGUGGAAGCGCAGGGGGCUGAGAAACGGAAACUGUAACUGAGAAAACACAGCAUAGCACAAGAAGAAGUUGUGGAAGUCGAAAAGCGUAGGGCGCACCAACAGUAUCAAGUAAGAGUGCGUUAAUAGUAAAAGAAGCGGUGCGAAAGCAAAUAAAAAUCCAAGACCGUCAAAAUUCUCAGCUACAGUCAGAACCAUACACUUCCGUACAGCACCGCCUGCGCCCUACUAGCACCACCCCCACCAACGGCAAUCAUGUUCGUCAAUUCAAUGACGUUCCGCGGUAAUCCGGCUAAUUACCAUCAGCAGCAACCGGCGCUAAAUCAUCAUACGCUUGCGGCGGCUGCAGCGCAUCAUCAGCAGCAACUGCAUCAUCAUGCCGCUGCAGCCGCCACGGGGCAUUUGGGGCACGGGCACGGGGUUGGUGCUGGACAUGCAGCUAGCAACCAUUUAGCUGCCGCAGCGGUACUGGGACGCCAUGGUCAUGGACACACUACAAGUGCAUCGCAUGGUAACGGCGCUGCUUUGCCUAGCGGCAGCAGCGGGGGCAGUGGCAAUAGCAAUAAUUCGCCGGACAGCGGCAAAAUCUACAUCAAGAAUCUGGAGCGUUCCAUUGACAACAAGGCGGUCUAUGAAACAUUCUCAGUGUUUGGCAACAUACUCAACUGCAAUGUAGCGAAGGAUGAAGACGGCAAUUCGCGUGGCUACGGCUUUGUGCAUUUUGACACUGAGGACGCCGCUCGGGCUGCCAUUGAAAAGGUUAACGGAGUGCUGUGCAACAAUCAGAAGGUGCACGUGGUUAAGUUUAUACCGCGACGUGAUCGGGAGCAGGAGAAGGCGACCCAUUUCAAAAAUUUGUAUGUGAAGAAUCUAAGCGAGGAAUUCACCGAACAGCAUUUGCGCGAAAUGUUUGAACCCUAUGGACGAAUUACCAGUCACAAGUUAAUGCUGGAUGAAGAGGGACGUUCGCGUCGUUUUGGCUUUGUGGCUUUUGAAAACCCACAGUCGGCGCUGGCCGCCGUAAUUGGACUGCACGGUAAGCAGCUGGGCGACAACAAGUUCUUGUACGUGGCCCGUGCCCUGAGCAAGGCUGAGCGACAGCAGGAGAUCAAUCGUAAGCUAGAGGAGCGUAAGCGUCAAAAGGCCGGACAGAUAUUCUACUAUUAGGAUAGCUUUCUUUGUAGAAUUGGUAUUUUUUAUGUUUGUGCACAUACACACAUACAAAGAAACAACAAUACAUACAAAACUAUACAAACUUAGCUAUUUAACAACAAAAAAUUAAAUUUUGUGCAAACUUGAAGCAAAGAAUAUGAAAAAAAUUACACGAAAUGCAAUGAUUUAUUACAUUUGAGAAACGUAAAUAAUGCAUAUUUACACUGAGAGAAAUUCAGUUAAGAAAAAAAAAUAAAGCAAAUUAAUUAAUAACAAUUAAUGCACGCAAAUUACGAACACAUACACGCGCUGUAGUCUUUAAAGCGCUUAUAAUAAUAGAAAUAAUAAUAAUACAUUACAAAUAAUACUCAAGACACACACACACACAUAUAUACACAAAAAACCAUUUUAAACGAAAUUGAGCGCAAGCUUGAUUAGCAAGCAAAAAGUAUUACAACUUUUAGCAAUUACAAAACAUUUUUGUAAUAUACAAUAUACAUAUAGUAUAUUGUAAAUUGUUUCAACGUAGUCGACAGAAGAAGAAAUAACAAAAACAAUUUGUAUUACAUUCGAAGCAAAACAAAAAAAUUAAUUAUUAUACAAGAUUAUAAAAAAUGUUUGAAAAAUGAAUAACUUUUUAGCAAAGUCAGCGUGUAGCAAGCUCGCGAAAUUUACACAAUAAAUAAGCAAAAACAAAGCACAUAAUUUAAGAUUAUUGAGCUUAAUUUAAAAAAAAACACGCCGGCUGCCUCGCUCCCGCCCUAAACUACAAAAAUGCUUAAAAUUUGUAUAGUUAAUGAAAAAACAAGGCAAAAUAAUAGUUAUUACAAAGUGAAAGGAAAAACGGAGUAACUCACAAAACAUAUUUAUUAAAACAAAUAACAAAUUGUUUUUUUUUUAGUUUGACUUAUAGUUUAAAAACAAAACAAUAUGUGCUACAAUGAAUAUUAUUUACAGAACAUUGGUAGUAUUAGUAUAUAUACACACACAGACAUGCAAUAUGAAUUUAGUAAACAAAGCAAAAUGUACAAAAAACAAUUUUUUCGUUUG
This is a messenger RNA of Drosophila busckii, 2497 nucleotides long. RefSeq names its product polyadenylate-binding protein. The coding region runs from base 551 to 1462 and encodes 303 amino acids. Gene Ontology annotation, cellular component: ribonucleoprotein complex; cytosol; cytoplasmic stress granule. Gene Ontology annotation, molecular function: poly(U) RNA binding; mRNA 3'-UTR binding; poly(A) binding. Lineage: Eukaryota; Metazoa; Arthropoda; Insecta; Diptera; Drosophilidae. The transcript has 4 exons. The record is from RefSeq and is a predicted model, not a curated record.